UCCUAAUUAAGUAAAACAAAACUUGAAUUUAUAUUUUAAAAAAGUAUAUUUUAUUUACAUCAAAAAAUUUCCGAAAAUAUUUUCAUUAUUUUUAAUUCAAUUAUGUCUAAUAAAUUGGAAUCGCAAAAGGGUUUCGUAAAAAUUCCCCUGAUUCACAAAAUUGAGGUUAAAUUUCCAUAACCUUACUUGUCAAAUAACUUACAAAAGCAAGAUGAGACACGCUUAUUUCAUAGCACGGACUGUUUUCGUCCAAAAUAACGACGUUGAAGCUGCCUGUCGUGUUUUAAAUAGAAUAUUAGGUCGUGAAGGAAUUUUGGAACAAUACAGAAGAACGCGAUUUUUUGAAAAACCCUUCCAGUUUCGUAGACGCAUCAAUUUUGAAAAGUGCAAAGCUAUUUACAACGAAGAUAUGGACCGGAAAAUUCAAUUUGUUUUGCGGAAAAACAGGACCGACCCUUUCCCAGGCAAUCCGUAAUUUAGGUCAAAUAUUAUGUAAUUAGUCUUUUUUCAUUAGUUUCAAUAUAUUAAUAUUUAACAUA
Tribolium madens (black flour beetle) is the source of this 539-nucleotide messenger RNA. RefSeq names its product 28S ribosomal protein S21, mitochondrial (gene mRpS21). Gene Ontology annotation, cellular component: ribosome. Lineage: Eukaryota; Metazoa; Arthropoda; Insecta; Coleoptera; Tenebrionidae. The transcript is spliced from 2 exons. The record is from RefSeq and is a predicted model, not a curated record. Bases 212 to 475 code for a protein of 87 amino acids. Gene Ontology annotation, biological process: translation. Gene Ontology annotation, molecular function: structural constituent of ribosome.